This is a messenger RNA of Blastocystis hominis, 2832 nucleotides long. RefSeq lists its product as hypothetical. Gene Ontology annotation, molecular function: ATP binding; DNA translocase activity; ATP-dependent chromatin remodeler activity. NCBI's taxonomy places the organism in Eukaryota, Bigyra, Opalinata, Blastocystidae. The record is from RefSeq and is a predicted model, not a curated record. The coding region runs from base 1 to 2832 and encodes 943 amino acids. The transcript has 8 exons.
AUGGAGAGUGGAACAUCUCGCUUGGAGAAAUUACUGGAAUCGAUCCAAAAUGGCGAUGACGAAUCGGAAGAACUGCAAAUCCCACAAGGACUUCGAAAUCGUCUGUAUCCGCACCAACUUAGUGGGGUGCAAUGGUUAUGGAAAAUGCACAACAGUCCCUACAAGGGUGCCCUUUUGGCGGAUGAUAUGGGUCUUGGCAAGACGGUCCAAGUGUGCGCCUAUCUGCAGUCCAUUGCAGACCGCGGGCUUCUCGACUCUUGCCUAAUCGUCGUUCCCAACAGUGUUGUUCCCGUUUGGCAGAAUGCAUUUCGCGAGUGGACAAGGUUGCCCGUCAUUCUCUUCCAUUCAGUGAGUCCCAAGGGCAAGAAAGACAUUCAAGACAAAGUACACAACGCGUUCUCGGUAGUCCUCACCACCUACGGCACUCUGGAUCGGAACGUCGAGUAUUUCUCCGCUUUCUGGACAGACACAGACCAAGCGUCGUGGGACUAUGUAGUGCUAGACGAGGGCCACAAGAUCAAAAACAGCAAGUCCGAAAACUCGCAAUGCUUGAAAGACAUCCCAUCCAAGCAUCGAAUCAUGCUGACGGGCACUCCGCUCCAAAACAAUCUCCUCGAGAUGUGGAACAUCAUGGACUGGCUCUGCAACCACCAGCUGCUCGGCGAGCGAUCGGCAUUUGAUCAUGUCUUCCGAAAGCCCAUCGAACGCGGCAACGACAAGCGAGCGACGCAGGAUAUCCGCGAUUACGGAGACAUGAUGGCGAAGCAGCUGCACGACGAGAUUUUUAAGGUGACUUUGCGGCGCGAGAAAAGCGCGGUUUUUCGAGAUUCGUCGAUCCCCGCGAUUAGCAAAAAGACGGAAAUCGUGUUGUGGUGCCGCAUGAACGCGCGGCAAAUCGCGAUGUACGAGUGCUUCCUGCAGUCCAACCGCGUGAAAACCGCGCUGAAAACCGCGAAACAGGCGCUGCCGAGCUUGAUCGUGCUGCAGAAAAUGCGAGGAAUGGAGGGCGGAUUGACGCGUAGAACGAACCACGUGAUGCUGCUGAAUCAGAAGGAGCGACGCACGGUGAACGAGGUCGCGGUGAGGGAGGCGGGCGUGUCGCAGGGCGUUUUGUUUGAUGGGAUUUUUGGCGAUGGAGCGUCGGAUUUGGAUUCCACCGAAGCGACCGAAGACGAAGAAGAAACAGACGAAGAAAAAACAGAAGAAGAAGAAACAGAAGAAGAAGAAGAAGAAAACGAGGAAACAGACAUAACCAAAAAAGAUGAAGCGAAUCUUUCGGCGAUGGAAUACGCUUUACUGAUUCAAAAGCAGCGACAAGCCAAACUCGAAGCGUCCAAACCCGAUCCCAAGCCCGACCCAGCGAGCAGCGCGGCCCCGAAAGAGCCGAAAGGCCUGUCGAUCCGCAAGCUGCAGUCGCUGCUUCGCCAGCUCUCCGAGGAGGCUUUGUACGCGUACGGGAACAAGCUGAGCGUCGUGGUUCCGCUGGUGGCGCGUCUCCGAAGCGAAGGAAACCGCGUGAUCGUCUUCGCGCGGUAUUUGAAGAUGCUGCUGAUCCUGGACGAGUGUUUCCAGCGCCGAGGCAUCCGCACGAUCCAUUACAACGGCAUGCUGGGGCUGGAGCAGCGCGCUGCGGCGCUGGCUGCGUUCAAACAGAGCGGAUCGGGCGUGCUGCUGAUCACGGUGGGCGCUGGAGGCGAAGGAAUCACGGUGACGGAGGCGGACCGGAUCGUGCUGCUCGAUCCGAACUGGAACCCGACGGUGGACGAGCAGGCGAUCGACCGAGCCUAUCGGAUCGGGCAGACGAAGAACGUGAUCGUGUAUCGCUGCGUGACGUGCGGGACGAUCGAAGAGAAGAUGUACGCGCGACAAGUGUGGAAGCAGUGUCUCAAUAAGAAGGUGAUCGAGAACAAGCACACGCUGCGGCAUUUCUCCAAAGACGAACUCAAGGAUCUCUUCCAGCUGAACGACCCUCAGCACUCCGCCAUGCGCGCCAAUAUCGCGGAGCUCCGAUUGCAGGUCGAUCUCCCGGAAAAUCCCAGUCACAUGCGCUUUCUCCAGUCGCUCGACAUCGACGGAAUCAGCGAGCACUCCCAGCUCUUCACGCUCGACCACGAGCAAAUCCGAAAGAUCGUCCAGAGCUCCCUGCAGAACCAGAUCCAGAGCAGCGAUCUCCGCAAACUCCUCCAGGGAAACUUCGCUCAGCACCCCGUUUCCCCGCGGAAACCCGCCAACCCGCGGAAAAUCCUCUCGAAAAACCUCAAUAAGGGGCAGUACUACUUCUCCUCCUCCGAUUUCCCGCGGUUCGAAGAGCCCGCGCGAUCGGGGUUUGAUCGUCAUCGCGAAGCGAGUCGUCGCUCGCAGUACAGCCGGCCGUUUCACUCGCGUCCGCACGCGGAGAACACGGUGAGUCCGGAUUGGAUGUUCGCGAAGAAGCGACGCGCGGCGCUGACGGCGAAUUCGCGGUCGAAUCAGGCGGAGAACGAAGCGGGGAGGGGAAACGGGGAAACGGGAGAAACGCAGAGCGUGCAGAGAAGGAAACGGUUUGUUCCGGAUCGAACGAAGGCGUCGAAACGAAUCCAAUUGAAUGAAUUGAAUGGAUCGAAUGGAUUGAAUGGAGGAAUGGAAGCGAGGAGGAGCGAAGAAGGAAAGAAUGCGUCGAGGGAAGCGUUGAUUGGGAGUCAAAACCCGAUCAAUGAGCGGAGAGAUGAGAUUUUGGAGUUGGGAAGCAGCUCGGAUAGCGAUGUGGAAGUUGUGUCGGUGCGACGUCCGAGGAAGAGAGUGGUGGUGGAUUUGGCGAAUGGAUCGGAAAGUGACGGGGAGAAUGCGUUGUGA